Messenger RNA from Penicillium soppii, 666 nucleotides. Its product is annotated as ornithine decarboxylase antizyme. Gene Ontology annotation, molecular function: ornithine decarboxylase inhibitor activity. Gene Ontology annotation, biological process: positive regulation of protein catabolic process. The transcript has 3 exons. The record is from RefSeq and is a predicted model, not a curated record. NCBI's taxonomy places the organism in Eukaryota, Fungi, Ascomycota, Eurotiomycetes, Eurotiales, Aspergillaceae. Gene Ontology annotation, cellular component: cytoplasm; nucleus. The coding region runs from base 1 to 666 and encodes 221 amino acids.
AUGGCGAAAUACAUGAAUAACCACAGUAGUAAUUCCAAUCAAAUGCAGCGGUUUCUCGACCAAGAAUCCCAGACUGCCCUCGCCACUUGCUACAGUGUGGAGUCGUCGACCGCCAAGGUCCACGGCUUCCACUACUACACUACCCUGGGUGCCGAGUACAAGGGGGAGGCAACGCAUACCAUUCCGGAAGAGUGUGAGAGACUCUUCUGUGACAAACUGUCCAUGAUUUUCCUUGGUGAGGGGAGUUUCGUGCAACAGGAGUCGCUGGGAAUGGGUGCGUUCCGAAACAUUCAGCCAAAUCAAACCGGACAGCAUGGUCGUAUUCAACAAUGGAUCGAAGUAUGGGACUAUUCUGGAGAUGCUAUUUAUCGUGGAUUUGUGGUGGAAAACAACAAGGAGCGGACUUUGUUUGUCUUCUUCGAGGACCCUGCGCUGGACGGCCUUAAAUCCGGCCUAAUCGCACUAUUCGAAUUGGCCGAGAUUGCGACAUUUGGGUGUUCCCAAAUCGUUGCCUGUGUCACUCGCUCCCAGCGCGCCGAUGAAAUGGAGCUUGUCCGAAGCCUCGGUUGGUGUGGGUUUAGUCUCACCACUCUAGAGCCAUGGAUGUCCAACAGUGAUCAAGGCUGCUUAAGCAAUGAAUGGCUUUUCUUGGUCGCUGAAGUCUAG